AUGAAAGACUGGAUCUCACCUGUAUAUGCUUUCUUUGACUCAACUCCCAAGAUUGUUGAGGAGAAUGGCCAGUGGGCACACAUCUUUAAACGUUACCUCAACAAAGGUGAUGCGCGCUCAACAGGAAACAUGCGCAAACACAUUCGAUCGUGCUGGGGAGAAGAAGUAUUAAAGGGAAAGGGAAAAAUAAUGUACUCACAUCAUCAGCAUAUGAAGGCUGAGACAAAGUAUGGAUUUCAGUCACUUAUGAAAACAGGAACACCAGAAUAUUACAUACCGUCAAAGUCCACUGUCUCAAGGGAUGUGCGGCUUGUUUGUGCACGAACUCGCCAACGAAUUGCUAAAAUAGUGAUGGAAUAUGCAGGCAGGCUCAAUUUUGUAACUGAUGCUUGGACAUUGCCCAACCACCAUGCCUUCAUUGCAGUAUUGGUCCACUUGGAGCAUAAUGGUGUGCCGCUAUGCUUUCCGUUAGAUGUGGUUGAAGUACUGAAGGUAGGGAAAUCACUCACAGAAAGGAUGUUGCUAAUCCAGUAA
Messenger RNA from Suillus discolor, 534 nucleotides. RefSeq lists its product as uncharacterized. Bases 1 to 534 code for a protein of 177 amino acids. The transcript has 5 exons. Lineage: Eukaryota; Fungi; Basidiomycota; Agaricomycetes; Boletales; Suillaceae. The record is from RefSeq and is a predicted model, not a curated record.